UUUUGACAUUCCACCACUCCCUGAAUGUAAAUAAAAACAACUCUUUCCUGCAAAACAAAUUCAGUGUAAUUUAGUUCACGAAUUUUCGCUAAUUUUGCGAAAAAUUAAAUUCCUCAUCGAUUGAAAAUGUGUUCUAUACUGCUGUGCUCCGACUGGAGAUGCUAGGAUGACAAAAAAGAAGCCAUCGCCACAAAACCGCAUCUGGGAAAAGGAACGCCGGGACCGGUUGAACCAAACCUUCGACAGCCUGUGCAAGCUGCUGCCCGAGUAUGAGCCGGCCACACAGCUCAGCAAAAUCGAGAUCCUCCAGCGGGCGGUCGAAUAUGUGGAGAAACUACAAAACAAGAUUAAAGCAUUCCUGGAGGAACGGGACGCGCUGCUCAAGAAACAUGUCGAUGAACUGGAAGAACGUCUCCAACUGCUGAUUGCUCGGAAUGAAGAUUUGGCGACACUGCUGAAAAAAGCCAACAUCAAUGUUCCUCCCUGUAAGGUUGGGCCGAUUGCGAGCGGAAAGGAUUCUCCCGUGGAGAAACAGGACGCACCGAAAGAGGAUUCAACCAAAUUGGACAAAACUUCGAAAAAGGACGCCGAGACACAAGUCUCAAAUGAUACAUUUUCAACCGGGCCCAACGAGUUGGUAUCCAUUUCUACUUCUGUGAUAAAACCGAAUGAUAGCUGUAGUAAUGCUGUUAGCAGCAUUACUGGUCCCGAUUCCAGAGUCGUAACUGUUACGAAUUCUACUGCGGCAUCAACGAUUCCUGUGAUGGCAGGGACAAGUGUUCCUAGCACUUGUCUCGUUGUGGCCAAUAAUCACAUCGUGGGAACCCUGAAUCAAUCCAAUGGCGUCAAUGUCACCUCUGCACUGCUACCGACGCCAAUCAUGGCCACCGGAGUUAUCAUAUCCAACAACGGGAACCUGCUUCAAAUGCCUCUAGCAGUUCCACCAACCUCAUCGCUUCUGAUAGUCAGCAAUGAAGAUGUGCGGGCUAAGCUAAGCUUGCGGAAAACCAGAGGAUCCCACUCGAAACCAGCGUCUUCAAAGGCAGGCUCGCUACGGAAAGGGAAACUCACUAUCAAGUCGAUCGAUGUCAUUCCGGGUCGGAUAGUCAACGGGAAAAUACCGAUUCCACCAUUGAAGAGACCAAACGCUCCGGCAAUGAAAAGCAAAAAAGAAAUGAUGAAAAAACGACGAAAGCGGAAAAAUAGUGAACAAAAGGAAAACGAAGGAGUAACUGAAACGAAAAAGGUAAAGUUAGAUGAAAAGAAGGACGAAGGAGUCAAAAACACCGAGCAUACUAAUGAACAGACUAAGGAAGUGAACUCUACAGAGCCGAUGGAUAACAUAAGUCCAGUUCAGGAAACCGAAACGUCACAAGUAGAUGAUCGAGCAAGCUCACUAGAAAUGAACCUUGAUCAAGGGGAUUUGUCUGCGGAUAUUUUCGCAAAUCUACAGGUUCCGGACGAGGAAGCGGACGGCAAUCAAGGAUCACUUUCGCCGACGGCAGCUUACCUUAUGAACUUUCCAUUGGUUUCAACGGGUGGCAAGGCUAGUGGUAAUCAUGCAGAAGGCUGCAAUGAAGUCGAGAAUACAGAAUGUGUCGAAGUAGAUAAGAAAACAUCACUGCAAACGACUGAUAAUACCUUACUUCUAGAUAACUUCUCUUCGUACUUCAAUCCAAGUAUUUACAGUACAUUGGACAAUGUAAUACAACCGAUUUCAGAAACUCCUACAACUUCUGUGGCGACAUCAACCAGCUUCUCUACUAUCUAUCAGUCAAUCGACAGCAUGUUAGAACAUAAAUCAUCACGAGUUACGGUAGCUUCCGACUGUAGAUAUAAUACAACGCCGUUCACAUUCACGUUGACAUCGACAAAUAAUACAGUUACAACGCAGCCUUACGACUAUCGUCAAACAACUUCGUCCAAUUACUUUUACUCAACAACUUCCAAUACGGCAAAACCGAUUGACGACUUCUCUCUGUUGAAACCACCUAUCGCUACAGAGUUCACAUUCUCGUUAACAAGUACGAUUCAAAGCGGACCAAAAACAGUUCAAUCACAGUAUACCAACAGUUCUAAUUUCUCAUCCACCAUCACAACGCCAUCAUACAGUAUUUACGGAUCUCAGGCGAAAUCAAGUAAAACUGCCAACUACAACGCCAACUACAUCCCUGAUGUCUCUAAAUCGGAUUCAAUGCGAACUCCCAAGAAGUAUGACUUCCUGGAAGCGGAAAAACCUGCAACAAGCUUCACUUUCUCGUUGACGUCGACCACUAAAACCAACCCAAAAUACACGUAUCCCUCAGCAGCCGUUGCAUCUUGUGGAACGUAUACCACACCUUACGUAACGACUUCUGCAUCGUCGUGUGCCAAAGUUGAAGACUGUCUCUACAAAUCCGCCAAAACUACUUCCACCGUCGGCCACAACCUGUACAAAUCUCCAACGAAACAGAAAAUCCACCAUUAUCCAUCUGUUCCGACUACUCAAUCCAGUUACCAGAACCAGACAUUAACUCAACCUCAGUCAAAAUACGACGUCAACUGGAUGGCUUCGCAAGAUCCAAAACCAUCGUCUAGCAACCAAGACUAUACUCAACUUGUCCCAUCGCUUGAUUUCAAUGCCACUCCAUCGCACUCCUACCAAACCAACAUCGACCUUAGCCGGAAAUCGGACAUCUUCUUCGCUCAUCCCUCCGGCGAAGAUAAUCUCGUUACAUGGUCACCGAACAAGCUCACCAAUAUCCUGAACGAUACCAAUUCUUCAUACUAUCCGUCAACUACCACAAGCCUUCCAAGUCUUCAUGGCGAUCUUGCACUGAACUGUCCGCCAACGGCGACCAAAUCAACCAACCAUCAACGGAAGCCAAACGACUCGAGUAGUACGUUCUUGUCAGUCCAACAGUUGGUCGAUCAACCACGAAAAACUAGCUCAACCAACAAGAACUACUCCAGCUGUAACAACUACGCUACCAACCAGAAACCGUUGAAUAACAACUAUUCAGCCGAAGCCUUGAUUGGGCCAUCCACCGGCAGCUCCACCAAGAAAGACAAGUACUACACCGACACCAGCUACAACUCCUACACAGCUUUCCCUCCCGAUACCAACUCCACAACAGCACUUUCGUUCAACUUCGACUACUCCACCGACUACAGCAAGAACUACAACUACAGCUGCCAGCAAAACUACAUGCCUUCGUUCAUGGACAACAGCUACGGUCUCUCAACCGUCCCACCCAGUACCCUAUCAACCCCUUCUUCGUCAUCUCUCCCAGCUACCACCUGUUACUCCAGUUACGGAUACUCCUCCGAUAGGAAGCAAUCCUCAUCCACAUCCGCCUACUACCAGAACUCCUACCAGCCCGACAUCCCCUACUACGUCCCAUCCUCCGAAAAACGCUCCCACUCUUCCUCAAAACCCAGAAAACAUCACAAACAGCCUCCGCUCAGCGAUUUCAGUCCCUUCCCAACGAUUCUCCCUGCCGCACCCCCCGUCCCUUCCCUCCCGGAAGACGCCCUUUUCUACAGCCCAAUCACGACUACGACCACGUCAACCUACCAACAGCUAACCACUCCCUACCAAUCCACCCUGCCGAAUUACUCCUUCGGAGGAGCUCAACCGUACCCGUCCACGGUUGCUCCCGCCGCCACUGGUACUGGAGGAGGCGGCGGCGGUAGCUCUUCGACGCUGACCAACUUCAAUCUGAGCACCAUCUGUCCGGAGAUCAACGAGAAAAGUGGGACGAACCACGGUGCGGCCGGAACGGCGGCGGCGACCGUCAUUGGCGGGGUGGGCAGUUCACGGCAUGCCGUGGUGGGAGUCGGCGGUUGGUGAGUAACUUCGACUGUAAAUAU
Aedes albopictus (Asian tiger mosquito) is the source of this 3852-nucleotide messenger RNA. RefSeq lists its product as uncharacterized. Lineage: Eukaryota; Metazoa; Arthropoda; Insecta; Diptera; Culicidae. The record is from RefSeq and is a predicted model, not a curated record. Bases 167 to 3832 code for a protein of 1221 amino acids. Gene Ontology annotation, molecular function: protein dimerization activity. The transcript is spliced from 4 exons.